AUGAACCUAACUGGCUUCGGGUGUGAUGUGUUUGAGAAACAGUACAUGACUAUAUCAGGUGCCAUCGCCUCAUCAGUCACGUUAUCUCUAUUGGGAAUUUUGGGGACAUGUGGAAACAUCCUCGUAAUUGUUGUCUAUUGUGUACAGCCACGUUCAACCAACCGGUAUAUCGUUAUAACAUCUAAUGCUGAAACGCAUGCUCUUCCUAACCUUGUAAAUCAACAAUCAUUUUCACCUUUGGACCCAAUUAGAAAACGUCAGCGAAAUUUCACACAAACCCGCCUGAUACUUGUGCUGGCUGUGGUUGAUCUACUGACAUGUGUAAUCGUACUUCCGUGGGAUGUGAUCAGACCAAUUAAAUUUAUUUUGACUUCCAAUCAGACUUCAUGGCAAAGCUAUGACCAGUGGUUUCUUACUCGAACUCUCAUCAAUUUCUCACUGGAAGCACCCCUCAUGUUACUGCGCAAUGUGGCUUUCGCUGGCGAGGGAAGUAUUUUGGCUGCAAUCGCGGUUGAAAGGUUCCUGGCUCUUGUACCCACUCCAAGAACACCAUGUCAGAGAAUUAAGAGAUCCAGUAGCUCAGCGAGCAACGCAGACCAGGGGAAAAUUUUCCGACCAGAAGAAAAAGAUGAAGAGGAACAGAUCUCUAAAAAGGGACCGAAAAUGCGCAACGAGGUCCAACAGAAAAGUUCUUGGCAUUCAAAUUGUUGUUCACCCUUGUGCCUAGGAGCAAAUUGUGUCACAGAGCGGUGCAAUCAACAACUAUACAUCUGGGGUAUAAUAGUGACUGUAUGUUUGUCUGUUUUAAUACUGGAACUCAUUAUCUUCCUCCUACAAGCUCAACAAACUAUGUGCAAUUUGGCUGGAUGGAUGCGUGAAAUUUCGGAUCGAAUCUAUGUUUUAUUGACACUCGUCUCGUGUAUCUUCAUUUGUUACUUAUAUCUCUCAGUCUUUCUUGUUGUGCAUCAGACAGAUUUGCGUAAACAUCGAUGGAAAAAACGAACUCAUCACAAUCUGGGCUCAACAGAAGUAGCCAGAACAUCUACCGCGUUGAAAACAGCGUGUAAGGGAACAUAUGACAGUGAGGGGAGGGUAUCUGGUCAACAGGGUACUCAAUUCCCAUCUGAGAUAUCACAGCGGUGCAAGAAUGUGAGCUUUGCCACAACCGAGCAGUCUCACUUUGCAGAUGGUGAAAGUCUUUUGGAUGAAUCGGCUAUAUCAUUUGUGUCACCCGAAUCUCAAAUAAAUUCGAAUGCUUUGCCUUCGUUAACGAGUCGUGCAAAAUCGGCGUCAAGCUUCCUGCGUAGCCGUCGGACCGGACUGAUGUUGUUCACCUCGACGGUUGUCUUCUAUGCCACUUUGUUCCCUGUCCUGUGGGUCCACUUCCGAUGGUGGUCGGAGGACGAAAAAUCGAGCCACAAAAGCGAAGGUUCUAUUAUAAACCGAGAGAGAUAUUCAAAAAGUGUCGUACAUCACGAAUUUUACUACGUAAAUAACGCAGUCAAUGUGUUCAUUUACUCUCUGUUGAGUGGUCGAUUUCGUGAACGUGUCAAACUUCUAUUCCAAGGGAUGUUACACUUUGAACAGGUCAGCCAUCAGUCUAAAGAUCGCCUUAGUCAAUAUUCAAAAGAAAACAACUCAAGAGACUCUCAAACUUCAUAA
This is a messenger RNA of Opisthorchis viverrini, 1662 nucleotides long. RefSeq lists its product as hypothetical. The transcript has a single exon. The record is from RefSeq and is a predicted model, not a curated record. Lineage: Eukaryota; Metazoa; Platyhelminthes; Trematoda; Opisthorchiida; Opisthorchiidae. The coding region runs from base 1 to 1662 and encodes 553 amino acids. Gene Ontology annotation, cellular component: membrane. Gene Ontology annotation, biological process: neuropeptide signaling pathway. Gene Ontology annotation, molecular function: G protein-coupled peptide receptor activity.